Molecule: messenger RNA, 1236 nt
Organism: Scomber scombrus (Atlantic mackerel)
Lineage: Eukaryota; Metazoa; Chordata; Actinopteri; Scombriformes; Scombridae
Product: E3 ubiquitin-protein ligase TRIM39-like
Exons: 1
Coding region: 1-1236 (411 amino acids)
Molecular function (GO): protein binding; zinc ion binding
Source: RefSeq, a predicted model, not a curated record
AUGGACAGACAUCAGCUGAUCGACCCUUUGGAGAACCUGGAAGACAGGAUGUGCAUGAAGCACAAUAAACCUCUGGAGCUGUUCUGUAAGACCGACCAGACAUUUGUCUGUGUGUUCUGCUCUAUUUUAGACCACAAGACACAUGAUAUUGUUCCUCUGAAAGAAGAAUAUGAAAGACAGAAGGCAGAGCUGGGGAAGACAGAGGCUGAAAUUCAGGAGAUGAUCCAGAAGAGACGACUGAAGAUUAAAGAGAUCAAACACUCAGUUGACCUCAGUAAGGAAGCUGCAGACAGAGAGAAAGCAGAAGGUGUUCAGGUCUUCACCGCUCUGAAGGAGUCUGUUGAGAGAAGCCUGAAUGAGCUCAUUGAGACGAUUGAAGAGAAGCAAAGAACAACAGAGAAACAGGCUGAAGACUUCAUCAAAGAGCUGGAACAGGAAAUCUCUGAGCUGAAAAAGAGAAACUCUGAGGUGGAGAAGCUCUCACACUCUGAAGACCACCUCCACCUCCUCCAAAACUUCCUGUCCCUGAAAGCUGCUCCACCCACCAAAGACUGGACAGAGGUCAGUGUCCGUCCAUCAUAUGAGGGGACUGUGGUGAAAGUUGUGGCUCAGCUGGAGGAGACACUCAAUAAACAGAUGAAGAAGCUGCUUGAGGCUGAGCUGAAGAGGGUCCAGCAGUAUGCAGUGGAUGUGACUCUUGAUCCUGAUACAGCACAUUCUAAACUCAUCCUGUCUGAUGAUGGGAAACAAGUACAUCAUGGUGAUGUGUGGAAGAAUCUCCCAGACAAUCCAAAGAGAUUUUCUUUAUAUAUUUGUGUGUUAGGAAAGCAGAGUUUGUCUUCAGGCAGGUUUUACUUUGAGGUUCAGGUUAAAGAGAAGACUGGCUGGACUUUAGGAGUGGCCAGAGAGUCGAUUGACAGGAAGGGAGAAAUCACACUGAGUCCUGAAGAUGGUUUCUGGACAAUAUGGUUGACAGGAAAUUACUUCACUUUGGGUGACCCUCCAGUCGAUCUCUCUCUGAAGUCUCCUCCUCAGAAGGUGGGGGUGUUUGUGGAUUAUGAGGAGGGUCUGGUCUCUUUUUAUGACGUAGAUGCUGCAGCUCUUAUCUAUUCCUUUACUGGCUGCUCCUUCACUCAGAAACUCUACCCAUACUUCAGUCCCCAUUUAAAUGAUGAUGGUACAAACUCCGCCCCUCUGAUCAUCUCUCCUGUCAAACUGCCUGAUCUAUUUUUUUGA